CCCCGCCCGGGGAUGCUGCCGGCCGGCGGGGCUGGGAUGCUGCCGCCGCCGCCUCGCCCGCUCCCCCGCGCCCCCUGCUCCCCGCUUUGCGGCUGAACGGGCAGCUCGGGGGCUCCAGCACCCCCACAUCCCGGCAGAUAUCCCCCCCCCCCGCAUCCUUCAUCCCGCCUGGACCAACCCGCCUUUGGGACGCGACAACGGGGCUGCUGGAGAAGAAACUGCCGGGCGCCUCGGAGGCCUUUGCCCGCUGUGCCUUUUUGCGUCUGGACUCGUGUGCCGGGGGUGUUUUGUUGUUGUUGGGUUUUUACUGGUUUUUUGGACUGCGCUGCGAAGUCGGGAGAAGCGGGGGGGGCGCAGCCGGGCGGCUCCCCCGGCGCCUCCUCGGACUCUGCUGCCCGGGAAGAACCGGCUCGUCCAGCGUCCGGCACCUUUGCCACUUCUCCUCCUCCUCCUCUUCCUCCUCCUCCCCCCGGCCCUCCCGUCCUCCUCCCUCACCCGAGGAUCCUGGGGACUCCCUCGGAUGCCGCUCGGCAGGCUCAGAGCUCGCAGCCUGCCUUGCCGGGGGCUCUCCUGAUCUCCGUGGAGCUCCGCAUCGCUCGCCCCGGUGGUUUUGCUCCCCCCCGUCCCCACACACACGCACCCCCUCCCUCCUUUCCCCCCCCUUUCCCCCUUUUCGGGUGUGUUUUUUGCCUGUCGGAAAAGUCCCUGCUGCCCAGGAUGGGGGUCGGUGGGUGCUUAGCCCUGCCCUGGAGGUGCCUGGUCGUCCUCUGUCUCAGGCUGCUCUUCCUUGUGCCCGCAGGAGUGCCCGUGCGCAGCGGAGAUGCCACCUUCCCCAAAGCUAUGGACAACGUGACAGUGCGGCAAGGGGAGAGUGCCACGCUCAGGUGCUCCGUGGAUAACCGAGUCACCCGGGUGGCCUGGCUGAACCGCAGCAGCAUCCUCUAUGCUGGCAAUGACAAGUGGUGCUUGGACCCUCGGGUGGUGCUCUUGGCCAACACCAAGACCCAGUACAGCAUCCAGAUCCAAGACGUGGAUGUGUAUGAUGAGGGCCCCUACACCUGCUCCGUGCAGACAGACAAUCACCCCAAGACAUCGCGUGUCCAUCUCAUCGUGCAAGUGUCCCCGAAAAUCACCGAGAUCUCUCCUGACAUCUCCAUCAAUGAAGGCGGCAAUGUCAGCCUCACCUGCAUAGCCACGGGCAGGCCAGACCCGACAAUCACCUGGAGACACAUCUCGCCCAAAGCCGUGGGCUUCAUCAGCGAGGACGAGUACCUGGAGAUCACGGGCAUCACGCGGGAGCAGUCGGGCGAGUACGAGUGCAGCGCGUCCAACGACGUGGCGGCGCCCGUGGUCCAGCGAGUCAAAGUCACCGUCAACUACCCCCCAUACAUCUCGGACGCCAAGAGCACCGGGGUGCCGGUGGGGCAGAAGGGCAUCCUGCUGUGCGAAGCCUCCGCCGUCCCCUCCGCCGACUUCCAGUGGUACAAAGACGACAAGCGGCUGGCUGAAGGACAGAAAGGCCUGAAAGUGGAGAACAAAGCUUUCUUCUCCAGGCUGACUUUCUUCAACGUCUCGGAGCAGGACUAUGGCAACUACACCUGCGUCGCCUCCAACCUGCUAGGGAACACCAACGCCAGCAUGAUCCUCUAUGGCCCCGGCGCGGUGCACGACGGCAACAGCGGCGCGUGGCGGCGAAGCGGCUGCCCCUGGCUGCUGGCCCUGCCACUAGCCCAGCUCGCCCGCCAGUUUUGACCCCCGGAGCCGGCCCGCGGAGCGGCGACGGCGUCCAGGACCACGGCCAGCGAGCGCCGAGGAGAGGAGGAGGAGGAGGAGGAGGAGGAGGAAGAAGAAGUGUUCACCGUUUCCGAAAAUAAUCAUAAGAAUUGAGAGAGUAUCCGGCCAGGCCACCUCGGGGAGGGGGAGAGAGGAAAACAUGCAACAAAAAACCCAACGCAACGGGAAUUUGGAGAGAGGAAAAAAAGAGAAAUAAUCCAAGGCUUCCUGCUGAAGAUGCAACACGACUGAGUCUUUUAAUUUUUUCCUUUUUGUUUGUUCUUUUUUUUGUGUCCCGCACCCCUUUUCCCACCCUGGUCCCCUUCCCCCGCGGGGACCCCUCCAGCCGGCCGCACCGGUUUUCUCCUUUGCCGAGAUAUCCCCAUCUUCUCAUGGACUGUGCCGCCAUUUGUGUUCCAGGAAAAAUAUAUAUAUAUAUAUAUAUAUAUAUCUUCACGUUCACAUAUAUAUAUAUAUGUAUGUAUAGUAUAUAGAUCUUCAACAGUUAGCACACCGCUCCAAAGGGAAAGGGAGGACGGAGACCGGCGUCGAGCCGCACGUCCAUCGCACCACCUGCGGACAUCGCCGACGAUAACGGGAUUCCACGAUUCAUUUUAUUAAUUAUAUUUUCUGAUAUGAGCCUAGAACUCUUAGUUCCUAAAAAAACAGAGAUGCAAAAAAAAAGAGGGGAGAGAAAAUGAGGAAAAAAAAAAAAGUAAAUUAAAAAAAAGGAACCGGAGAGGGGAGCAAGCGGAGAGGAGCCGUCGUUUCGGAUGCAGAGGAGCCGCCCCGCGCUGAAAUCCCCGGAAACCGGCCCAAACAAGCGGUCGUCCGAACAGUUCCCGCCGAGGGCGCGGGCGACUCGUGUCGAGGCGGAGAUGCCGAAUCUUUUUACGGGAUAUAUAUAUACAGUAUAUAUAAAUAUACAUAUAUAUAUAUAUAAUUUUUCUUUUUUUUUUUUUGGUUAGCGUUCUAGCCACGGUUCCCUGCAGGGUCCUUCCGCUGCCAUUACUGCAUGCUGUACACGGAGUUAGGUGUGUAUCGGUCCUCAUCUUGGUCCCCGCGUCCCCUCCUUUCCCACCCUUGGGUCACCAGGGACGAAGGGACGCGAGGUCCGGGGGCCGCCCCUCGUCCCCAGCCCCUUUGCGGUGGACUAAAGCAAUCCGAGGGACCGAGGGAGAUCUAUAGAGCUCAGUUUUAUAAUUUUUAUAUAUAUAUAUAUAUAUAUAUAUAUGUAUGUAUAUGUGUGCGCGUGUGUGUGUGUAUAUAUAUAUAUAUAUAAAAAACCAAAUUAAAUUAGGAAGCAAGGGAGCCGUCAGCUGGAGCGCGGGCCCGGCUGCCCCACGGCGCAUCUCGGCGGGGGCCUCUCCUCGGUUUUCCUCCUCGGGUUCCGUUCCCUUCUCCGCGGCCGGGGACACGCGGGGUCCGGGCGGGCGGCGAGGGGGCUCUCUCUGCCUAUCCAUUAAAACGAUUGUUCCAUGUG
Molecule: messenger RNA, 3256 nt
Organism: Columba livia (rock pigeon)
Lineage: Eukaryota; Metazoa; Chordata; Aves; Columbiformes; Columbidae
Product: protein CEPU-1
Exons: 7
Coding region: 718-1752 (344 amino acids)
Source: RefSeq, a predicted model, not a curated record